UAGUACGUAUUUAACGCUGCGCCUCGCCUAGCUUUGCUUCUCUCCAUAGCCAUCUCAUGCAUGCUUUGGAUCUGGCCUGGGAACUCAUUCAUUGAGCUCUCUUAAUUUUUAAUCUUCAAUAUUCGUUAAAAAAUCGUUUUCUGAAGAAAAACAACAUUUUCUAUUUGAGAACUUCUCUGAAAUUAUGACAUCUUCGGUAGUCAUGGCUGACAAGAUUUUUGCUUCUGGUGAGGACUGUAAAUCGAGCUGGAAUGAUGCGAUGGCAAAUUUCAACCAAGCAGACACGCACCUGGAAAUAAUGGGGAAGCCAGUUAUGGAAAGAUGGGAAACUCCCUACAUGCACGAGCUAGCUAAAGUUGCUUCGUCUAAAGGCGGUUGUGUCCUAGAAAUCGGUUUUGGCCUGGCCAUUGCAGCAACCAAGAUUCAGGAGGCGCCCAUUACGGAGCACGUGAUCAUCGAAUGUAAUGACGGUGUGUUCGAUCGCUUAGAGGAAUGGCGGAAAACCCAACCCCAUACCGUCACACCACUCAAAGGAAUGUGGGAAGACGUCGUGCCUACGCUACCGGAUAACAAAUUUGAUGGUAUUCUGUACGACACAUAUCCUCUAUCUGACGCAACAUGGCAUACGCAUCAGUUCGAAUUCAUCAAGAAUCAUGCGUUCAGACUAUUGAAACCAGGCGGUGUGUUAACAUACUGUAACCUCACCUCGUGGGGAGAACUCAUGAAGACCAAGUAUACAGACAUUCAACAAAUGUUUCAGGAAACUCAGGUCCCAUCUCUAUGUGAUGCUGGAUUUAAGAAGGAGAAUAUAUCGACCUCUCUUCUACCCAUUACGCCUCCUAAAGAAUGCCGCUACUACGCCCAUAACUUCAUGAUUACACCUACUAUCUUAAAGGCAUAGCUAAUCUAACGGUUGCCGAAAUGAUUUGGCAAAUUAUGUGUUCUACUAAUUGUUGGUGUUUUUUCUAAAAAAAAUAACAAAUCCGUUCAUUCGAAAUAGUUGAAAGUUGCAAAUGGAUUCUCGUUGAAAAUUUUGAUAUAUUUUGAGAGCUAACUGAUGAUAACGUUAAGUAAAAUCAAAUAACGAAGUACUGUUGAUUCUGGUAUGAAGAUUGCUAAUCUAAUCAUUGUGAUAUUUGAUGAAAUUUCACAAUGUGUAAAGUAAAGAAAAAGACAGCUUUUCUAAUAUGAUAUUCAGUUCAUUGGAAUUUGGGUUUCCUUUUCAAGCCAUGACCAUGAGGUGGAUAUUUUGCUCAUAUAUUUUUUACCUUCACAAUGAAGGGUGGAGGGGUGGGGAUAGCAUAUUUUCUUCAGCUUUGCAGAGUAUAUGCCUUUCAUGGUCAUGAUAGUAUAAUCUGGUUUGGUGUAUUCAAAAGCUAUUCACGGGUCACUUGUUUUUCACUAAGCUUCCGACUGCAAAAAGUCCCAUGUUGAUUUAACACCAGCCCGGAAUCUAUAUAUGUCCACACCAGAGAAUUAGUAUUGAAACAACACCAGUUCGGAAUCAAACCGAUGCUGUUUUAAAACUAAUUGGUGUUGUAUAAACACCAAUCUGGUGUUAGACCAAAAAGAAACUGGUUAACACUUCUGCGGUGUGCAAAUAUAUAGAUUCCGGGGUGGUGUUAAAUCAACACCGGAGUUUUUGCAGAGUUGGAAUAGAAUGCGAGAGAGAUAAAUCAGAUAUGUAUAGGCCUCCAAUAUGAAAUCUAUUCGUAAUAUUCAUAAUAAAUAUAUACAUGUCCUUGCUUAUCGAACGCAAUACAAUGGAUAUGUAUGUAGACAGCAUUUGCUUACGCACAGUUUAUGAUCGUACCUCGCGCGAUCGGCCGCCCACGGGGUUGGGAUAGUUGGCUCUUCCCCUCCCCCAACUUGAAUGGAAAAUGUAAUUUUUACAACUGUCACAAAAUGCCAUUAAAGGUGUACUGUGCGCCAAAAUGUUAAA
This is a messenger RNA of Lytechinus variegatus (green sea urchin), 1942 nucleotides long. Its product is annotated as guanidinoacetate N-methyltransferase A-like. The record is from RefSeq and is a predicted model, not a curated record. Gene Ontology annotation, biological process: creatine biosynthetic process. The coding region runs from base 185 to 901 and encodes 238 amino acids. Lineage: Eukaryota; Metazoa; Echinodermata; Echinoidea; Temnopleuroida; Toxopneustidae. The transcript has 4 exons. Gene Ontology annotation, molecular function: guanidinoacetate N-methyltransferase activity. Gene Ontology annotation, cellular component: cytoplasm; nucleus.